AUGGCUAUAAAAAUUGGGCUUGAUCAUGUUGAUUUGGAUCGUGAUACACAAGAUUUGGAAGAUAUUCAUGUUAUUGAUGAUAUUUCACCAACCUCAACAAAUGAUCAAAAGAGAAGAAAUCGUGCAUCAAAUUCUUCUGAUAUUCUUCCUACAAAGAAAAGAGGUGCUGUGAAAGACGUUAUUGCUGAUUCGAUUGCUAGAAUGGCUUUAUCAUUUGAAGAGUUUAUCCGUGCUGAUACUAAGAACCUUGAUCCAGCAGAGGUAUAUGCUGAAGUACAAGCAACACCAGGUCUUAGUGAAAAUGAACAACUCAAAGCAUGUGCUUGGCUAAUAGAAAAUGACAAACAAUUUUAG
Molecule: messenger RNA, 354 nt
Organism: Prunus armeniaca (apricot)
Lineage: Eukaryota; Viridiplantae; Streptophyta; Magnoliopsida; Rosales; Rosaceae
Source: the annotation of a GenBank genome assembly